Molecule: messenger RNA, 1507 nt
Organism: Cebus imitator (Panamanian white-faced capuchin)
Lineage: Eukaryota; Metazoa; Chordata; Mammalia; Primates; Cebidae
Product: olfactory receptor 6M1-like
Exons: 1
Coding region: 1-927 (308 amino acids)
Biological process (GO): G protein-coupled receptor signaling pathway
Cellular component (GO): membrane
Molecular function (GO): G protein-coupled receptor activity; olfactory receptor activity
Source: RefSeq, a predicted model, not a curated record
AUGCAAAACCAGACCACAGUGACUGAGUUUACCCUGACGGCCUUUCCUCUUCUUCAGAAGCUUCAAAUUUCCCUUUUUGUGGUCCUCUUGUUUACUUACACACUUACUCUAACAGGAAACAUUGCCAUCAUUUCCCUAAUAUGGGCGGAUCAUCGCCUGCAAACCCCAAUGUACUUCUUCCUCAGUAAUUUGUCACUUUUGGACAUUUUUUACACCACCUCAGUUACCCCAAAACUAUUAGCCUGUCUCCUGCAGGACAAGAAGACCAUAUCUUUUGCUGGCUGCAUCACCCAAACUUAUUUCUUUUUUUUCUUGGGGACAGUGGAGUUUAUUCUCUUGGCAGUGAUGUCCUUUGACCGCUACGUGGCUAUCUGUGACCCCCUGCACUACACCACCACCAUGAACAGCAGGGCCUGCCACCUACUAGUUCUGGGCUGCUGGGUUGGAGCCUUCCUGUCUGUGUUGUCCCCAACCAUUGUGGUAUCCAGAUUGCCUUUUUGUUAUAAGGAAAUUAAUCACUUCUUCUGUGACAUUGCCCCUCUGCUACACAUAUCCUGUAGAGACACUCAUUUCAUCGAGAUGAUAAACUUCCUCUUAUCUUCCCUCGUCCUCCUUACCUCAUUGGUGCUCACUACCAUGUCCUACAUCUACAUCAUCUCUACCAUCCUGCGUAUCCCCUCAGCCCAAGGACGUCGGAAGGCCUUUUCCACCUGCACUUCCCACAUCACCGUCUUUUCCAUUGCCUAUGGGAGCAACAUCUUCAUGUAUGUGAGGCCCAGCCAGAGUCACUCACUGGAUUUUGACAAGGUGACAGCUAUCCUUACCACAAUGGUGACCCCUCUUCUGAAUCCUUUCAUUUAUAGUCUCAGAAAUGAAAAGGUAAAGGAAGUCUUGAAAGAAGCAAUCAGCAAAAUUAUGUCCUCAUAGCACAGGAGAACUUAAAACUAAGUUUUUUGCUCAGAAUGGUUAUUUUCAACUCUGGCUCAGUGCGGAGAAAGACAGGUUUAGACACCAGAAAAUCAAAGGUAUACAGGAGGGUAUGAAUAGGCUCAGUGCCGCAUCAGAGGAAAAGCAUUGUAGUCACAGUUUAGAAGAGACAAUUCAGCCAUAGAGAAAAUAACAUGCCCUGAACUCUAUUAGCGAACGACUGCACAGUUGUAAUAUCAUGGAUUAAUGAAGAAUACUAAACUAAAACCAAAAAAACCUAAAUUUUAAGCUGGCUUUAUCACUUUUUUUAAUCAAGUGACACUUAACCUAUCUAUUUGUUUUUUCAUCUGUAAAAUGGGGAUGUUGUGCUUUUUCUUUUUGUUGUCGUAGGCUUAGCAAGAUAGUCUAAGAAAUGGAACCACAUAAACAAACACUUCCAAACACUUCUGCUGGGUCUUUUCGGAUGUUGCACAGAUUCAACCCUGACAGUUAAAUAUUAUAAUAACAAUAACAACGGAAAGUAAUAACAUAAUAUAGGGUUUGUACAGUGUACUUAAAUAUAUAUACAUGUAUUUCAUCU